ACCAGCAAUAAAAUAAAAUAAAAAAUUGUACCCAUCAAAUCUCUCAAUCACUCUCAUUUCUCGAUUCAUCUCAUUGCUCUGCAUUGCAACACUCACACACCAAUGGCACUCAGACCCAUCGACAACGCUCUUCCGACAACAACCCCAGAGAGACCCAAAAAACAACCUAAAAUCGCUGUUGCAACCCAAAAACAACAAGAUCGUGCUUCCGUCAACGGCGAAAACGUAGUUCCAUUGCCAUCAUCUGAGGAUGCCACUGUUGACUAUGUCUCCUCCGACAACCUUAAACCCUUGGCGGACCCCGAAGUUAAGAUUCAGAGUUUGGUGGAAGAUUUGGAUUCGAAAAAUUGGAUCAAGGUUUGUGAAUCGUUGAAUGAUGUUAGGCGCUUCUCGUUACUCCACUCCUCUCUUCUAUUCCCAAUCUUGGGUAAAAUUGUGUUGGUGGUGGCGAAGACAAUGAGGAACCCUCGUAGUGCUCUUUGCAAAACUGCUAUUAUGGCUGCUGCUGAUAUUUUCAGUGCAUUUGGUGACAAGCUGCUUGAACCAGAGACCUCUGAUGCAUUUGAUGGCUUGCUGCUACAGCUGCUGCUGAAGGCAUCCCAAGAUAAAAGGUUUGUGUGUGAAGAAGCUGAUAGAGCACUUGGCAUAAUGGUGGGCUCCAUGACCCCUCUUCCACUGCUUAAGAAACUGAGGGUAUAUGUGAGUCACAAAAACCUUAGGGUCAGGGCUAAGGCUGCUGUUUCUCUCUCCAACUGUGUCUCCAAGAUGGGGCUUGAAGAAAUGGAGCAGUUUGGUUUGGCUGAACUGAUUGAAGUGGCGGCGGAUUUACUGAAUGAUAGACUUCCUGAGGCAAGAGAUGCGGCACGAAGUAUUGCAACUUCGAUGUACAAGGCACUGACAAAGGACUCGGAAGAGAUGAUGGAAUUGUGGCAGAGCUUCUGCCAAUCCAAGUUGCCACCAAUCCAUGCUCUUUCAAUUUUGAAAAUAGUUAAGCCCUAAAAUGGAGGAGUGUUUUUGUUGUGAAGUCCCACCCCUAGUCAUAUACCUCAAGGCAAGGGUUUAGAAAUUUAGUUUUAUUUGUUGAAACAUGGUUCUUCAUGAGUAGCAAUAUUUGAAAUAUAACAUUUCAUGUGUUUAGUUUGUUCUAGUACUGUAUAAUCUCCUUUUAUAACAGUGUGUUAUUUAUCAUUCAGUGAUUUCACAAAGCAAAUGCUCAGUUUU
Glycine soja is the source of this 1221-nucleotide messenger RNA. RefSeq names its product TOG array regulator of axonemal microtubules protein 2-like. Gene Ontology annotation, biological process: microtubule cytoskeleton organization. The record is from RefSeq and is a predicted model, not a curated record. Gene Ontology annotation, molecular function: microtubule binding. Lineage: Eukaryota; Viridiplantae; Streptophyta; Magnoliopsida; Fabales; Fabaceae. The coding region runs from base 103 to 999 and encodes 298 amino acids. The transcript has 5 exons. Gene Ontology annotation, cellular component: cytoplasmic microtubule.